ACUGUUCCAAGCAGGGUUCUUUUGUUCCAGCUAGCUAUGCUACCACGCAUCUAACAUAAUAUGAGAUAGCUUGCUACAGUAUAUCGUUGUGAUAGGUAACAAAUUGAUUGUGUGAUCAUAUAUUAAUGGUGUGGAAUACAAUGCUUGCCCGGAAAAAGGAGCUCUUGAUGGAGGACUGCCUGCACACUUCCUCAGAGAACUUGUCUAAGCUGGUGCGCUGGGCCCACAGCCACGGCACAAUCUGCAGCCUCAUCCCGGGCCUCAAACACCUCCUCACCGAGGGUUCCCAUAGCAACCUCACCGCCAUGUGGGGUUGUGGUGCCGGCCACGCCUACCACUGGCCUCUGACCUCCUCCUGCAGGCCAGGGCAGAAAGAACGGGUUUCGUGUUACCAGGACAACCGGGGAAUGCUCUCUGAGGCGGGGCCCCAGACCGGCACCGGCAGUGAUCGCUUCCUGGCCAGGGCCUCGAAGGCCAAAGGGGGGAGCAACCAGACGAGGGACUCGUGUGACUUCUCCAACUGUAGUGAGCCCUCGGAGGCAGACGACAACACGGAGGAGUUUGGCAGCAACCUGUUCGACACGGCGUGCGAGUCGUCAGCCACGGAUGAAGACGGGGAGUAUGAGCCUCAGCACCCUGCCAGGAAGAGGGGGGGCACCCCGGGGGGGUCAGGGGGUCUGCGGUCAGAAGACAAGGCCGUGAAGAGGAUCAAGCUGGAGGUGUCUGAGGACUAUUACAUGGUGGCUAACGGCCAACAAGCUCCAGCAACCGACUCGGACCCAAAGGCCACAAAUGCCUCCGCCCGGCCAUAUGUGGGACACGGCUUUCCCACCAAGCCUUCCUCUGGGGAUGGAGACGGUCUGGUUGCCGCCUCCUCCUCCUCCCUACUCUGCCCAUCCGCCCCUAACACCUCUUUAGCCAAGCUGGCCUGUGGCCUGGCACCCCAGCCUUCACUCAUACACCAGGAGCUCUGCUCGGGGCCCAGCCAGAACAUGAGCCUCUCCAGGGAGACCCGGCCGGUGGGCCCCGGCCCCGGUGACCUCCUCCUGGGCUCUGAGGAGCUGCUGAGGGCUGGAGAAACAGGCCUGGGGGAACUGAAACCUGAGCUGGAGCUGGCAGCGCAAACUCUGGCCAGCAGCACUGACACCACAGGAGAAGCAGCAGCGGGUCCGGGGCCGGGUGAGAUCGAGCGUCUGCGCGCGCUGCUGCAGGCGGAGAGGAGCCGCAGCGAGCUGAUGGGGGAGACGAUCAGCAGCCUGAAGCAGGACAAGGAGCUGCUCCAGCAGGAGCUCACCAAGAAGGCCGAGCUCAUCUGCGACUUCCUGCAGGACCAACUGCGUCCAGAGAAGAGGAGGGCUCACUCGUCCAAUCACAUGGAGCCGGGCAGCUCCCACAUGGCGUCGUUUGUCGAGGAGGCGGCCUUCGAUUCGCCAGUGCUCUUCGACUCCUUUGAGGAGGUGGAGCUCCAUCCCCUGGAUCGCCACAGAGGCCUGAAGAGCAAGAGGAACAGGGACGGAGAGAACACGCGCGUCCGGAUGAAGAACGUCGUCGGCGUGAUUGCCCGCUACAUGGCGGCGCUCCAGGAGUUCAAACGCAGCGUGUCCAUGAAGGUGGCGUUCGACCGCGUGGGCGUGGACCGCAACACCAUCUCCCGCACGGCAGCCAUUGCUGAGCUGAGCCUGGCGGCACCCGAGGUCUUCCACGCGCUGGCGCCUUGGGAUGAGAAGGAGGAGACGCUGGCACACUAUGCCCACAGAUGCCGGCAGGCGAUGGACGACAACAUCAAAGCCAAGAUCAAGAGCAUGAAGGCCAAAGGAGACCUGCUGCCAAUUGUCAGCAAGUAGGUCCGAAACCAUUGACUGGCUGGGUACCUCAAACUGGCUAGACUAGGGGGGGACUUAUAGAGGUCUGGGCCUGAGUAUGUAGUGUGUGCCUGCCUUGGUCUGGUCUAAUGGGCUUGGACCUGGGGUUGGAACGUGUGGUUCAGAAUGCCAGGAGCUUGUGGGGAGGAGAGGUUUGGGGCUUGGGAAUGUCUCCUUAGCAUCACCCUGUUCAGAUGGGGUCAUUUGUUUUAUCUGUUGCCUGGCUGUCCCUAAAGUCUGGUUUAAACUCAAUCACUCAACAUUUGACUAUCAUGUUAUUGAUAGUUGAAUGCAACUAUGAGCCAGCCUUCCUUCUGCCCCAGCAUCCCUAACCCCUGGACUAACCAAAACCCUGAACUUUAUUGUUGGGCACAAAAGAUAUUCACCAUAAUCACUAAUAUUUAUGUGAAAAAGAUAUGUUGUUUUUAAUCAUGUAUAUAUCCCUAUUAGAGAUCCCCAGUCCAGUAAAAUCUCCCACGUGUUUUUGUAAUUGCAUGUUCACUUUUAGCUGUGAUCUGGUGUGGUCCGAGCUGUGUGUGUGUGUGUUUUGUUCUCUAGAGUUUCUGGGCGUCUGUGUCCAUCUGCAGUCAGAGAUUGUUUAACACUAACACAUCCUUCUGAGGCCACUUUGCAGAAUGCAUAAGCUGUUACCAGCAGUGGGAAAGCAGAAGGCAUAUGAAAAAGUAAGAUUUGAGAGACACUGAAGUCAAAUGAAAUGACAAAUCAAUAUAUUGUUUUCCAUCAAAAGGUCUUCUUUGCAGAUCUCCAUGGUACAUACUCUCUCAGAUUGAUUUUAAUACUCAGGCUCGGCACCAUUGACAUCUACAAACGAGCCCAGCUAACUACUGAAAGCCUGGUUAUGACCUUCAGCCUCUGAAUAUUCUGUAGCUUGUCUGGCCCUCAUGUUUUACAAUCAGAUCACCUAAAAGCCUGAGGACUUGUUUGACUGUUACACCCACACCUUUAGAAGAUAAUUCAAAAAACAAUGCCUGACCUACAUAUGAUGGUGUUUAAUGAUGAAAUGAUAAAUGUAUACAGUACCAAUGAAUAAUAAGUGCUUGGGAAAAUAUGUCAGCUGGAAGCUGUGUUCAAAUUUAAUAGCAUUGGUAGUACACUUACUGUUCACUUGAUCUUAAAUUGAA
This is a messenger RNA of Osmerus eperlanus (European smelt), 3004 nucleotides long. RefSeq lists its product as uncharacterized. Bases 126 to 1844 code for a protein of 572 amino acids. Gene Ontology annotation, cellular component: nucleoplasm. NCBI's taxonomy places the organism in Eukaryota, Metazoa, Chordata, Actinopteri, Osmeriformes, Osmeridae. The transcript has 5 exons. The record is from RefSeq and is a predicted model, not a curated record.